Molecule: messenger RNA, 828 nt
Organism: Spodoptera littoralis (African cotton leafworm)
Lineage: Eukaryota; Metazoa; Arthropoda; Insecta; Lepidoptera; Noctuidae
Source: the annotation of a GenBank genome assembly
AUGCAGGGCGUUAAGAUAUGCAACGAUUUAUUUUCUCCAAGGAAUUUGAAAUGUGUUACUAUUAACAAUUUUGGGCCGAACAGUGACCACAAGAACUUCAUAAACAGCGUCCAAAACGUUCGCAACACUCUCGGCUCUUUAGAAAGAAGUAUCGGGAAGUCCAAAGAGUAUGAGCAGAAGUUGUUACAAUGUAGAGGGUCCCACUCACAUUCCCACGGAGUCAACGAUUGGUGGGACAGUGAUCACUCAGAGGAGAAGAGUUUCAAGUGUAAUACUACCACUACAAGCAACAGUAAAUCAAGUGAAACCAAUGAAGACUACACAGACACCUGGUCUACCAUGAGUAUAGUGUGCCUGCAGUACCAAUACGAAGAGUUAGCAAAACGCUACCAAAUCCUGGUCCAAGCGUAUGAAGACCAAUGCAACGCUGUCGGGUUGUGCGACAAACGCCUGGACCAAUGGCGAGAACGCGCAACCUCAACGCAGGCGCAUCUCACGCAUGCGCACAAAACACUCAUAGCUGUCGGAGAAAAAUACAUUGCACUCAAGAACAAAUGUAAAGAGAAAAAAAACUGGUACAAAGAGCAGUUAGCAGCCAUGAAGCAGUCUCUUCAUGACAUGAUGGAAGCCACCACUCGAGCGCGAAUGAAGUUCGACGCAAGACUUGAAUACUGCAUGGCCAACGAACACGACGCUGAUGCUGCACUUCUACUUUAUGAAGUAAGUAGGCAAACCAUCCGCAGAUGCAACCUUUUGUUUCUUGAGAAUAUGCGUCUUAAAGCGAUUAUUGAGGAGCUUGUGCCCGGUGCAGUGAAUUGGAAAAAUUAA